GAUUUCAUUGUUCAGAAUUUAAAAAUAUUACUCAUGUAAAACGUGUUACAAGCAUAUUAUUUCUCGAGUUGAUCGAAACAUUAUGCAGUAUGUAAAAGAGCAUGCAGGGAUUGUGUCCAAAAUGGUGCCAAACAUAACCGUGUUCGUCCUGAUAAUGGCUCUCAGUUCUGUUGCGGCCCAGACCUUCCAGUACUCCAGGGGCUGGACGAACGGCAAGCGGGACGGCCACAGAGCUGAGCCUGUGGCCAGCAGUCUCGAGAGGAUCCUGAGUCCGUGCCAGAUGAACAAGCUGAAGUAUGUGCUGGAAGGGAAGCCGGUCAAUGAACGGUUAUUUAUCCCUUGUGACUACAUGGACGAGGAAGAGAACCAGCCCAAAAGGUACAAGAACGAGCGUAACCAGGACCCACUCUUCGAAGUAUUCCAAUAAAUUCCAACAAUACAACAUUAGUUCGUAAAAACAUGUGCCACAGUUUUCCAGGUUUGUUUUUAUUUAUUAUAUGUAGGAGUAUAUGAUAUUUUGACGAUUUAUUUAUUCAAUGCUAUGAAAAAUCAUGGUAAUUGUAAGUUUAUUCUAGAGGAUCUACUUAGUAUACAGAAGUGAUGACUGUUCGC
Molecule: messenger RNA, 612 nt
Organism: Amyelois transitella
Lineage: Eukaryota; Metazoa; Arthropoda; Insecta; Lepidoptera; Pyralidae
Gene: Crz
Product: pro-corazonin
Exons: 3
Coding region: 83-427 (114 amino acids)
Biological process (GO): positive regulation of heart contraction
Molecular function (GO): corazonin receptor binding
Source: RefSeq, a predicted model, not a curated record